Messenger RNA from Trifolium pratense (red clover), 985 nucleotides. RefSeq lists its product as uncharacterized. Lineage: Eukaryota; Viridiplantae; Streptophyta; Magnoliopsida; Fabales; Fabaceae. The transcript has 3 exons. The record is from RefSeq and is a predicted model, not a curated record. The coding region runs from base 317 to 805 and encodes 162 amino acids.
GCUCAAGCCCCGUCUCCCUCUCAGCUACUACGGCGAUAACCCAACUCAAGCACCGUCUCGCUCUCAUCUCCGACGACCCACUCAGUCGGCGCGACCGUCUCAGCUACUACGAAGACCCAGCAGCGCCGUUUUCUUCCCUCUAAUUCGAACAGCUGAAGAGUUGGGUAGAUAACCCACAGUGGAUGAGGUCUUUUUAAGAACUCACAUUCGUAAGAAGGACUCAACUUGGGUUGAUCUUAGAUCUCAAUACACUUAUGGUAGUUUCCAAAGUAAUUUGAAUCAGGCCUCAGAAGGUGCAGAUGAGAGUGACUCCUAAAUGGUCGACUCUGUGACUCGUUUAAAACUGUGGGCCAAAUCUGUUGGGGGGAAAAAUCGAGGACGUCUAUAUGGUGUAGGAGAUAGGUCCCCAAAUUAUAGACCAGGUGUUUCAAGUCUUGCCCCAGACACUGUUCCAUCUAUGGGUUGCAGCCAAGUUUCAUCCCAUUAUUCUCAUGAGAUAGCAACACAGUUGGCCACACUUGAGGAGCGAGCAAAGGCAGCAGAGGAUGAGGUUCGGAAUACAAGGGAGGAGCUUAGGCAAGCAGAGCUUAAGCGACAAAAGGAAGCUCAGCAGUCAGAACAGCGUGCUGCAGAGUUCCAAAUGCAGCUGAUAGCGUUGACAAAAAGUGUAGCUGCCAUGCAGGCCGAGCCCUCCCGUCGUCGACGUUGUCAUCCAGAUUAUGAUGAGGAUGAGUUCGAGGAUGGUUCCGAGGAUGGAUCCGAGGAAGGGUCUGAGGAUGAAUCCGAGGAUAACGAGGAAAAUUGAUAUUUAGUUUGUGUUGUUAUUAUGACUUCAUCUUAUGCUUAGUUUAUUAACGGUGCAUUUUGUUAUUAUGACCGAUUAAGCUUAGACUUGUGGCUACAUCUUUUGUCGAAAUUGCUAGUUUCUAAUUUGUUUAUUUUGACACUUGUUAUAGUGUCAAUUUUUGUUAACAAUACAUUUCAG